Molecule: messenger RNA, 1351 nt
Organism: Mytilus californianus (California mussel)
Lineage: Eukaryota; Metazoa; Mollusca; Bivalvia; Mytilida; Mytilidae
Exons: 5
Coding region: 147-1223 (358 amino acids)
Source: RefSeq, a predicted model, not a curated record
AAGUACUUCCUUCUCUUAAUUAAACGAAUAAUUGUGAAUUAUUCCAAACAAGUAUAACAGAUGAUUCAAAAUUAGUCAAUUUUACGUUUUUGGAAGAUAAAACGGUCAAUACAUAUAUUUUCCUGCUAUAGUUAUUUUUUUUAGAAAUGAUGUUUAAAAUGAUUUUUUUCUUGGUUAGCAUGGCUUUAGUUUCACAAGGAACAACAGGAAUGUACUGCUUUCAUUGUAUACAUGUCAAAGCUGAUCUCAGUAAUGCUUAUAAUGUAGAACAUUUCCAAAAGUUUAUUGACGAGUUUUCGAAGUUAAGAACAUCAGCAUGUGUUCAUAAAAAAACUAAUGGCCCACUCACUAAUAUCGUCUCAUGUAAAACAUCUUCAUAUCAACAAAGAGAACAAAAAUGUGGGACAAUCAACGGGGAUGUAGUCCUGCGUCAAGCAUACCUCGGAAUAGAUAUACCCACGAAAGUAACAAUCAGCGGAUGUUUAGAAGUUGACAAUGGUACAGAGGCCGAAUGUUACACAGAUCUGAAUAUGUUAAAUGAGAAUAGAGAAAUCCUAGUAAACUUCCUAAACAAGAAAAUAGGAAUUCUGGAAAUGCAAACAGGCAAUUUCACUAAUGGACAGAUUUGUAUUAUAAAGCCGUCUUAUGAGACCGGGGAAAACGAUAAGAUACCAAAUACUGGGUAUAGCAGGAAUACAUGCGACCAUGUGAAAGGAUGUUUAAAAGUACCACCUAGCACAGAAGCUGUCACAACUGAUGAUCAUGAUGAAGGCCACCCCAACAUAGAAGAACUCAUCUACAAGGGUUUGAUUUUACUUAUAGUAGUGUCACUAGUAAUUUUCUCUCUGACUUGUAUAUGCUGGAAAUAUGAAUUAUCUUGCAAGAACAGAUGGCAAGGUACAGAUCACAAUAACACAACACAUACCAAUGUAUCUGAAAACUAUCCGCCUCAAGGAGAGACACACGAGUACGAUGAAGUAGAUGAUGGCUUUUUGAAUCGGGAAUCUUCCAUAAAUAAUGGGCAUGACGUGAGAAACAGUGGAAGUUCGUCUGGGGAUAUCGGCAUUUGUGGAAUAGACAGUGAUGGUUAUCUGAAUCCCUAUCAUGCGCUAAAAUCAAUAGAAAUUACAUUCGAACAGGGGCUAAGUUCAGAACGAUCAAGCACACAAACCAGUAUCAUAAAUGCACAGGAGAAUACAGUUUAUUUUCAAAAAUCAGAAUAAAUAUUCUGACAUUAUGGAUUAAGUUAGUAGAAAAUUUUACUGUUGUUUUUGUUAUUACUGGUUUUGGUAGGCGGCUUACUUAUAUAGUAAUUGCGCCUUAAAUUCAUAUAAUAUAAAUAUUAUGUAUA